Archocentrus centrarchus (flier cichlid) is the source of this 1852-nucleotide messenger RNA. Its product is annotated as ADAMTS-like protein 1. Lineage: Eukaryota; Metazoa; Chordata; Actinopteri; Cichliformes; Cichlidae. The coding region runs from base 164 to 1852 and encodes 562 amino acids. The transcript is spliced from 14 exons. Gene Ontology annotation, cellular component: extracellular matrix. Gene Ontology annotation, biological process: extracellular matrix organization. The record is from RefSeq and is a predicted model, not a curated record.
UUUUACCUUUUCCUCUCUCCUGGAAACUGGAGCCGGAGCGCAGCGCGGAGAGAAGAGCGGACCUCUUUCUCCCCGAGUGACUGGGCAGACUGGGACAGAGAGCGGGCAGUCUGAGCCGCCUCUCAACAGUUUGAAAUUACUUAAGAGUUUGUUUGCGUCCGUGAUGACUGGGAGCUGUUUGUGGGCGACUGGGUUGGUUCUCCUCGCUGUCUGUGUGAAGAUAGCUGUGUGGGCCAACAAUGGAGACGCAGUGUUCAUCAGGGAGUUCACACUGAUUCGGCGAGAUCACCUUGCCGAAGAGCCUCUACAUGAUGCCAGCCAAAACCCAGAAGACCCGAGCUCACGUACGGCCCGAUCAGAAGAGGACAGAGACACGCUUUGGGACGCCUGGGGUUCCUGGAGUGAAUGCUCUCGUACAUGUGGCGGAGGAGCCUCCUACUCCCUCAGACGAUGCCUCAGUUCCAAGACCUGCGAAGGACAAAAUAUCAAAUAUCGUACAUGCAGUAAUGUGGAUUGCCCUUCGGAUGCCGGUGACUUCCGUGCCCAGCAGUGUUCAGCUCAUGCAGAUGUGCAAUACCAGGGUCAGUACCAUGAGUGGCUGCCGGUAUACAACGACCCAGACAACCCCUGCGCUCUCAAAUGUAAAGCCAAGGGCUCAGGCCUUGUGGUGGAGCUGGCGCCCAAGGUGCUGGAUGGAACACGGUGUUACACAGAGUCUUUGGACAUGUGUAUCAGUGGAAUCUGCCAGAUUGUAGGUUGUGAUCACGAGCUCGGAAGCACUACGACGGAGGACAACUGUGGUGUCUGCAACGGAGACGGCUCGUCCUGCAGACUUGUGCGAGGGCACUACAAAUCCCAGCAUUCUUCAGGAAAAACUGAGGACACAGUGGUCACCAUCCCUUACAAGAGUCGCCAUGUGCGUCUGAUCCUGAAAGGCCUGGAUCACUUGUAUGUGGAGAGUAAGACUCUACAGGGGAUAAGAGAUGAGCUGGUCUUGGAUAAAUCCGGGCAGUACUAUCUAGAGAACACCACCGUGGACUACCAGAAACUUUCAGACAAAGAAGUCCUGAGAAUCACUGGCCCGCUCGGAGCUGACUUCACAGUCAAAGUGCAGUUUACCAGCAGUGCAGACAGCCUGGUCCAAUACAUCUACUACCAGCCCAUCAUCCACCGCUGGAGAGAGACCGACUUUUUCCCUUGCUCUGUCACGUGUGGUGGAGGUUACCAGCUGACCUCAGCAGAGUGCUUUGAUCUGCGGAGUGGCCGGGUGGUGGUAGACCAGUAUUGUCAUUACUACCCAGAGAAUAUCAAACCAAAACCCAAACUGCAGGAGUGCAACAUGGAUCCAUGCCUGGACAGUGAUGGCUACAAGGAAAUUAUGCGAUAUGACCAGUACCACCCCCUGCCUCGAUGGGAGAGCAGCCCCUGGACAGCUUGUUCCACCUCUUGCGGCGGGGGCAUCCAGAGUCGCUCGGUAUCGUGUGUGGAGGAGGACAUUCAGGGGACCAUCACUCCCACAGAGGAGUGGAAGUGUCUUUACUCUCCCAAAACAGCUAUCCUGCAGCCCUGCAACACCUUUGACUGUCCCACCUGGCUGGCGCAGGAGUGGUCACCAUGUACAGUGACCUGUGGUCAGGGGCUGCGCUACAGGGUGGUGUUAUGCAUCGAUCACCGGGGAUUGCACGCUGGAGGCUGCAACCCUACCACCAAACCACACAUCAAAGAGGAGUGUCUGGUGACUGUGCCCUGCUACAAGUCCAAAGAUACGCUCCCUGUUGAGGCCAAACCCGUGUGGCAUAAGCAGGCCAUAGAGCUCGAGGAGGACGUCACAGUGAGUGAGGAACCAACGUGA